Messenger RNA from Emericellopsis atlantica, 1216 nucleotides. RefSeq lists its product as uncharacterized. NCBI's taxonomy places the organism in Eukaryota, Fungi, Ascomycota, Sordariomycetes, Hypocreales, Bionectriaceae. The record is from RefSeq and is a predicted model, not a curated record. The transcript has a single exon. The coding region runs from base 155 to 898 and encodes 247 amino acids.
AUUCUGAUACCAUUUUGCUCUUUUGUGCCAGAGGACCGGGGAUGGGCGGAUAGAUUUGGGGCUAUGGGAUUUGGUGGCGCAGCUAUGAUGUUCUAUAUGGGAGGUUUUCAAGAUGUAGAAAAGGAAAUACUCAAAAAAGUUACCCCCCAUUGCCAUGGCUUUCAGGCGCCUAUCCGCCUCGUGUAUCCCUCUCGCUGAGGUAGAGCUUGUCACCAGUAUCCUAGCCCUCACCAAUCUCACGCGCAUUGACAGUAGCAACGUCAUUCUAUGGAGCGGGAAUCUGUGGCUCGUGAAACACGUCCAUACAUCAAUGAUGUUCAAAUUGGCUGAAUUAAUAUCGGAUAGAAGAGCCACGCUCGCCAUUCUUUGUAUGACAACAAGAAACUCCAGGCAGCUCGAUAGCCAGUGUCUGCAUGCUCGCGAGACAGUGCUGAAGAAUCACUUGAGAUCUUCGCUUCAAGUCACAUGUUGCUCAUCUGCGUCGUCCUCGUCGGACAAAAAGCUACCCAGAAUCUGCCGACUGGGCAGCUCUAUGUCAACAUUGUUGAUCUUCUUGGCCAGGGCAACCUGGACGAUGGCGAUCACAGCCAUUGAGUUAGAUAGAUGGAGGCCAAAACAAAAAGGUCGAAGUCAUCAACAUGAGGUCACCUGGCAGCCUUGCGAUAGGAGUCGGUACGCCUUGACAACGAUACCCAAAUUCGCAGCAUCCUCAGAGCGAUAUCGUCGACGAGGCGCUGAUGUCUCACGAUCCUCCAAAUCUCAAAGUGGUACGUUCUCCGUGCAUGAUGUCACGUGCUCCACGCGUCGCGGCACGUCUGGUGCUCCACUCUUAAUGAGCUUGGUCAUAUGCUGCGCUACCAUUGGCUUCAGCCACAAAUUCUCCCAGCCACUCACAUGACAUUAGCCUUCCGUCGCCAAAGGAACACGGUCCUCAUCGUGUGCCAUUGAAAGAUUCCAGCGCACUUUCUUCACUCCAUUUCAAGUUCACCUCACACGCUCAUUCAACACUCUCCCUCAUUGUCCCUCACCAUGCGCGGCACCAGUCACAGAUCUUGCAUCAUGCCAGGGAGCAUGCCGGCGGCAUGGAGCACGCCGUUCCUUACCCGCACCCCAGACUGGGUCUAUUCAGAGGCGUCUAACAUGCAGUAUGUCUCCCAUUGUGUGUGCGCACUGAGCCAAUUGCUAACAGGGAAGCCUCACGAAUGACAAGACAUGG